AUGUCGGCCUCGGCUGUGGUACCUUUCUCACCGGACAUUUUGUGGUCACCAUUAUAUGGUGCCCCGGUCGAUGCCGUCCCGCAAGCGAGGAGUAGUAUGCGCGGUACGCCUCGACAUGUGACGACUCCUUCCAAUCUUAUGGAGAAGCUUUGCGCAGCAAAUCGCGUUUCGGAAUCCACGUCGAAGUCCAAUGAGGUCCUGAGCGCUCAAACAGCCACACCGUGCAAGGUUCCAUGCACACCAACGCGACCAAAAGUCAAUGCGCCAAUGGUUUCCAAAGAGACGCCGGCGAGGGCUAAUGAAGGUUAA
This is a messenger RNA of Sphaeroforma arctica JP610, 309 nucleotides long. RefSeq lists its product as hypothetical. NCBI's taxonomy places the organism in Eukaryota, Ichthyosporea, Ichthyophonida. The transcript is spliced from 2 exons. Bases 1 to 309 code for a protein of 102 amino acids. The record is from RefSeq and is a predicted model, not a curated record.